AUGAGGCGCUUCCUGAGCAGAAAGGGUCGCUUCUCCCUGCGCCAGAGCAAGUCUGGAACCCGGAGUGCCUCCAAAGAUUUCUUUCCUGAUUGCAGCAUUUUGCAAUUUUCCUUUUCUGUCCAUCUUCCAGACCUUGGCCUCCCAGCAACCAAUCAGAACUGGCCCGAGGCGUUUGGCUUCCGACUGGGUGGCACUGGGCCCAGCUACAUCCUGUCCGUGGUGGAGGGCAGUAGUGCCUACCUGGCUGGCCUGCAGCCCGGGGACCAGGUGGUGGACAUCGAGGGCCAGGAUGUGACCAACCUCAGCACACCGGCGCUUGUCGCUCUGGCUCAGACCCUCAAGACGGUGCCACCUAGCAUCGGAGUAGUGUCACGCAUCGAACAGAUUGACGUCACUCCUGGCCCAGAUGGCCGUUUUGGCUUCACCAUCAUCGGAGACUGCCCUCUGAUGGUGGAGGACUGCAUGCCCAACGGUCCUGCCGGUCGCAAUGGCCUCAAGGCCGGGGACUAUGUCAUGGAGGUCAACGGCAUCCCAGUGAAGCAUCAUGAAACGGCAGCGGCCAUGAUCAAAGCCGCUCAGGGGCGGCCUCUGCGUCUGGGCGUGCUCAGUAUGGCCCGGCGGCCCAAGAGGCUGAGCAGCAGCAUGAGGGUGUUGUCGCAGAGCGGGGACAGCAUCAGGGAGAGCCGCGCCCACAAGGCCAUGGAGUUCAAUAAGAAAGUGGAGGAAGUGCUAGGGGAGGAGCUGGAUGUGAAGGAGCAGCUGUUUGAGGUUCUGAAGCGGUACGCUGCCGAGAGAGACGUGGAGAGUCUGGCUGAGGCGCUGCCCGACAUCUUGAUCACAGAGGAGCACCAGCAGCUGAUUGACAACGUCAGGAUCUUCAUUCCCAAGAAGCACCGGGAGCGGUUUGACGAGGUGGUCAACCAGAGCCUGAUGAGCCGGAUCAAAGGGCGGAGCUUCAGCGACCCCAGCCGCCAGCACCUUCGCCGCAGCCGGAGCGAGGAUCACGCCGAACGCCUUCUGGUCUCCACCCGAGCCAGUUCAGUGCCACGCACCCACGCAGAGGAAGGCGUGGUCCCCCCCGCCCGCGGCAUGCGCAAGACCACCUCCCUCAUAGCUGGGCACUCCACUCAAAUUUGUCAAUGUAGGACGGUGAGAGUGUGUAAGGGUAACACGAGCUUUGGCUUCACUCUAAGAGGCCAUGCUCCAGUGUGGAUCGACUCUGUCAUCCCCGGAAGCCCAGCAGACAAGGCAGGACUAAAACCAGGAGACCGCAUCAUGUUCCUCAAUGGACUGGACAUGAGGACCUCGUCCCAUGAGAAGGUGGUGUCCAUGCUCCAGGGCAGCGGUGCUAUGCCCACUCUGGUAGUGGAGGAUGGUCCGCCCUCUUUCAGCCUGUCAGAGCAGGACCUGGCGGGGGCCAGCGUUCCCACAGAGGGGGCCCGCUCCCCUGUCCUCAGCUCCCUGCAGUGGGUGGCAGAGAUUCUUCCGCCCAGUAUCCGGGUUCAGGGACGCACCUUCGGACAGCAGCUCGAGCACCUGCUGACCAUCCAGGAGAAGUACACCAUCUGCAAGGCUCUGGAGAACUUCUUCCAGCACAGGAAUGUGGACACUCUGAUCGUGGAUGUGUUCCCGGUGCUGGACACUCCUGCCAAACAGGUGAUCUGGCAGUUUGUCUACCAGCUGAUGACGUAUGAGGAGCAGGAGCACUGCCAGAGCAAGAUCUCACGCUUUCUUGGAUACAAAGCGCCAGUUCCACCACCACCACCUCCUCCCCCUCCUCCGGACCCCGAGGUUGCCCCCGAGCCCCAUCGGCGUAGCAGCUCCAUGAGGGUGACAGGGACCACGUACAGGAGCAGUGUGAGGGGGCGUAGCUCUGAUGACCUGGUCAUUGGCACACACUUGGGCAUGGGCUUCCGUGCAGAGGCAGUGCUGGAUGCAGGGAUGAGGUUGGCUCCAGGAGAGAGACAGUCAGGAGAUGGUACCUCCCUUCCUGAGACUCCCAACAACCUCACCAAUCUGUCGGCAGUGUACGCUGAACUGGAGAACAUGUAUUCUGGCAAGAGGUCCAAGUCUCUGAAGAAUCGUCCUCCUCCUGCCCCCGACAGUUUGCUGGAACUGGAGCCUCCCUCACGCACAGCCUCCCCUACAACACAUGCUAACACAGGUAGCCGUAAAGCCCCGCCUACAUCCUGGCCGGAGCCUCUUCCCAGUCCCCCUCAAUCCCAGUUCUAUUCAUCGGGGCUUACGAGUCAGACCAGUGGGGAGUCUAACCCCUACAUCAGCCUGGACAGUCCCCCUACAUCCCCUCCAGAGCCCCCUGACUUCCCAUCCAGCCCCCCUGCCCACCGCAACAACAAGCGGCGUUACACCUUCUCCAAACCACCGCGCUCAGAAGACACAGAUCGCUUUCUGGACGCUCUGAGCGAGCAGCUGGGACAGAGGGUGGCCAUCAUCGAUGACUUCCUGACUCCGGAGAACGACUAUGAGGAGGAUAUUGUGCAGAUGGGCUUCCCAGAUGAUGAUGAUGAUGAUGAGGAUAUUGAAGAGGACUUGGGGGUGGACGAAGAUGAAAAUGAAAAUGGAGGAUUCGUGGCCCCAGAGCUCAGCAGUCCGAGUGAUGUUCAAAGCAGCAGUGGAGAAGAGAACGCUUCCUCCCUCACCUACUCUUCCUGCUCUGACCACAUCCCUCCACCUCCAAUGUCCCCUCCACCACCUCCGCCUGUUCAGUUCAAUGACCCGCCUCCCCCACCCCCCCCUCCAACACCUGCACAGACUCAGUCUCAGCAACAGCAACAGCAACAGCUCAGCUACACCCCUGAACAAUCCCCAAGAGCAUAUGUGCCCAUCCGCCGGAAGUCUGGCCCUCCUCCACCACCUCCACCUCGCAAUCACCUUCCACCUAAACGACACUCCUUACAUAAAGUCAUGCCCAAAAGAGAUGACCUUCAAGUCCAGCAACAGAUCUACCAGAGCCAUCACUCCAUGCCUAACCAGCCAACACAGCAGAAAGCCCACUCACCGCUUCCUCUCCAACAGCUCCACCAGUCCUUACCCCCACUCCCCUCUCCAGACUCCACCCAUCCCCACGCUAACCAUCCUCUGUAUAUGAUGCGCCAAGCACAGCAGCAACAGGCCCACCAAAGUCAUCUCCACCGACGUCUGUCACGAUCAGCCCCACCUCCACACCAGCCGUCGCCCCAACCGACCGGCCAUCCUAACCAACAUGGUCAAUACUCUGAGGGUAUCUACCAAAGCCAUCAGGGCAUGGGACCCCAGGCCCACCAUUCGUCCACGGAGAUGCUCAACCAGAUGCAACAAGCCCCAGCUCAUCAUUCCUCUGCAGAGAUGCUCCAUCAGUUGCAACACGCCCAAGCCCACCACUCAUCCACUGAGAUGCUCCAUCAGUUGCAACACGCCCAAGCCCACCACUCAUCCACUGAGAUGCUCCAUCAGUUGCAACACGCCCAAGCCCACCACUCAUCCACUGAGAUGCUCCAGCAGUUACAACAGGUCUUCUCGUCUUCAGAAAUGCUCCACCAAGCGCACAAGACCAAGGCCCAUCACUCCUCCACAGAGCUUCUGCACCAAGGUCACCAGAUGCAGCAAAUGCAGCCCCACCACUCCUCGACUGAACUUCUCCACCAGGCGCAACAGAUGCAUCGGGGUCAACCCCACCACUCAUCUACUGAGAUGCUCCAGCAGUUACAACAAGCCUUCUCGUCGUCAGAAAUGCUCCACCAAAUGCACAAAGCCCAGGCCCAUCACUCCUCCACAGAGCUGCUCCAUCAAGCUCACCAAAUGCACCAAACAAAGCCCCACCAUUCCUCCACGGAGCUUCUGCAUGAAGACUGUCAAGAACCUGCCUCCCUCCCUUUUCAGGUGAACCGGGACAGCCACUCCCACCAGAGUCGGAGGAGUCUUAAAGGUCAUCAUCAGACCCCGGUGUCGCCACAAGGGAGACCCCAAGAUCAGCAGCUCCACCAAACCCAUCACCCCCAGCCCACCACACCUUCUCCCCAAAGACCCCACUCUAUACAGCAGACCCACCACCACUCCAGCUCCCCUCAGAUCCACCACAUCCACCACAUGACCCCUCAGCCGCCCCCGAAGGACUACCAACACCAGAUUCACGUCAUCCACCCUCCCCAGCAGCCCCACAGGCCUCAGCCCCUUCUCUCCACCUUUCAGCCACUCCAGCCACACCAGACCACCCUCUCCACCUUCCAGCCUGUGCCCCAACACCACCAGUCCCAGCACCAGGUCCAGCCCCCCCCCCAAGCCCCCCGCCCGCAGUCCCAUGACCCGUCAGAGCACCGCGACCCCCCUCCCCCUCCUCCCCUGCCUCCACCCUGCACCCCUCCACCGUUGCCAAGGCCUUCACUCUCCAGAAUGGACUCCAACCACAUGAGUGUGAAGAGGCUGCGCUGGGAGCAGGUGGAAAACUCAGAGGGGACGAUCUGGGGACAGUUGGGAGCAAAUUCUGACUAUGACAAACUGCAUGACAUGGUGAAGUAUCUGGACCUGGAGCUGCACUUUGGGACACAGAAGAGCUCCUUGCCUGUUCCAGAGCAAUGCCGCCUACCGCAAACCUUCAAGAAGAAAGAUGUGAUUACAAUUCUGUCACAUAAGAAGGCCUACAAUGCCUCAAUCCUGAUAGCCCACCUGAAGCUGUCUCCUGGUGAGCUGCGUAAGGUGCUGAUGAACAUGGUCACUGACCGGCUGGAGCCAGCACACAUCAAACAGCUGCUGCUGUAUGCCCCCGAUGCAGAGGAGGUCAAAAAGUAUGAAGAGUACAGAGAGGAUCCCAGCAAACUCAGUGAGCCGGACCAGUUUGUGUUGCAGAUGUUAUCAGUACCAGAGUACAAGACCCGCAUGGAGUGCCUCCUCUUCAAAUGUUCACUGCAGGAAAAGACAGAGGAGAUGAGGGGAGCGUACGACUGUCUUUACAAAGCUUCCAUGGAGCUGAAGACCAGCAAGAAGCUGGCUAAGAUACUAGAGUUUGUGCUGGCGAUGGGGAACUACUUGAAUAACAGCCAGCCUAAAACCAACAAAACUACAGGCUUCAAGAUCAACUUCCUUACAGAGUUGAGCACAACCAAAACAGUGGAUGGGAAGUCAACAUUUCUACAUAUUCUGGUCAAGUCGUUAUGUCACCACUUCCCUGAUGUGUUGGAUUUUUCCAAAGAUUUAACUAUGGUUCCUCUUGCAGCAAAAGUAAACCAGAGGAUUAUCACGUCAGAUCUGAAUGACCUUCAUACAACCAUACAGGAAAUCCGCUCAGCGUGUCAGAAGAUGCCUGUGACGGCUGAGGACCGAUUUUCUGUCGUAAUGAGUAACUUCCUGGAAAACAGUCAUCCAGCUCUGCAGUCUCUGGAGUCCCUGCAGCAGAGAGCUAUGGAGGAAUUCAGCAAAACUGCCUCUUACUUUGGAGAAGACGGCCAAUCCACAAACACUGAGGCCUUCUUUGGUAUCUUUGCGGAUUUCCUUAUCAAAUUUCAGAGAGCUCUCAAUGAUCAACAAGCUGUAGAAAACCAGAAGAGCCCCAGAAGUCAACGACUGGCCUCUCCACUGGCCUGGUAACACACACACAAAGACACACACACAUAUGGCGAGGACAACAUAGUUCAUCGUUCAUACGGUGCAUAUAAGUACAGACACAGAUCCUAAUAUACUGUAUAUACACACACAUAAAACUAAUGAGGGAGAAACUUUAAAAUGAGGCAAAAAUAAAUGUAUUUUGCAUCAAAGAUGGACGAUUAAGCCUUAUACCAGUGGUAUAGUAUAUAUUGAAUAUCUUUUCAAAACGAAACUGAGUUUUUGUUGCGUCUAACACUUUAAUGACUAAGACUGCUACAUAGGAAACCAUGUUGUUUGGUUGUCAGGGUAUCAGUUACUCAGUAACAUCCUGUAGUUAAAGUUUUCUUUCGUUUGGCCUCAA
Molecule: messenger RNA, 5938 nt
Organism: Trematomus bernacchii (emerald rockcod)
Lineage: Eukaryota; Metazoa; Chordata; Actinopteri; Perciformes; Nototheniidae
Gene: grid2ipa
Product: glutamate receptor, ionotropic, delta 2 (Grid2) interacting protein, a
Exons: 26
Coding region: 1-5580 (1859 amino acids)
Biological process (GO): regulation of DNA-templated transcription
Molecular function (GO): protein binding
Source: RefSeq, a predicted model, not a curated record